Molecule: messenger RNA, 2064 nt
Organism: Zea mays
Lineage: Eukaryota; Viridiplantae; Streptophyta; Magnoliopsida; Poales; Poaceae
Product: pyruvate kinase, cytosolic isozyme
Exons: 3
Coding region: 254-1801 (515 amino acids)
Biological process (GO): glycolytic process
Molecular function (GO): pyruvate kinase activity; potassium ion binding; magnesium ion binding
Source: RefSeq, marked validated
CCAUCCAGUCCUGGAGCCUGCGCGGCUGCGCCUUGCAUCGCAUCUCCGUCGUCGUCCUCGCCCACGGAAUCCGUCCAAUUCCCCACGCCGCCCGUCGUCCUUUUCUAUAAAAUUCACUCCGCCACCAAAUCUCGAAUCCCCAUCGCGCUGCUUUUCCACCGACCCCGACGCCGACGCCGACGCCACCGCCGCUCCCUCCCCAGUCCCCACUCCCCUUCCCGGGCCGCGGAGCAGAGAUCCGGGGCGCCGCGCGAUGGCGAACAUCGACAUGGCGAAGAUCCUGGCGGACCUGGACCGCGGCGCCAGCGGCGGCGACGCGCGGGUGCCCAAGACCAAGCUCGUAUGCACGCUCGGCCCGGCCUCCCGCACCGUGCCCAUGCUCGAGAAGCUGCUCCGCGCCGGCAUGAACGUCGCGCGCUUCAACUUCUCCCACGGCACCCACGAGUACCACCAGGAGACGCUCGACAACCUCCGCCAGGCCAUGCACAACACCGGCAUCCUCUGCGCCGUCAUGCUCGACACCAAGGGUCCUGAGAUCCGUACAGGGUUUUUGAAGGAUGGUAAACCGAUUAAGCUAACCAAGGGUCAAGAAAUCACUGUCACCACUGAUUAUGAUAUCAAGGGUGACGAAAAUACGAUUGCUAUGAGUUACAAGAAACUGCCUGUUGACGUGAAGCCUGGAAAUGUCAUACUCUGCGCAGAUGGUACUAUCUCUCUGGCCGUUCUAUCUUGUGAUCCUGAUGCUGGAACUGUGAGGUGUAGAUGCGAGAACACUGCAAUGCUUGGUGAGAGAAAGAACUGCAAUCUGCCAGGAAUUGUUGUGGAUCUUCCUACAUUGACUGAGAAAGAUAAAGAAGACAUUUUGGGCUGGGGUGUUCCAAAUGAUAUUGACAUGAUUGCUCUAUCCUUUGUCCGUAAAGGAUCAGAUUUGGUGACUGUGAGACAGGUUCUUGGGCAGCAUGCCAAGCGCAUUAAGUUGAUGUCAAAGGUUGAAAACCAAGAGGGUGUUGUAAACUUUGAUGAGAUCUUGAGGGAGACUGAUGCUUUUAUGGUUGCUAGAGGUGAUCUUGGAAUGGAGAUUCCUGUUGAGAAGAUUUUCCUUGCGCAGAAGAUGAUGAUCUACAAGUGCAACAUUGCUGGCAAACCUGUUGUUACCGCUACCCAGAUGCUCGAGUCGAUGAUCAAAUCCCCUAGGCCCACCCGCGCAGAGGCCACUGACGUUGCAAAUGCUGUUCUUGAUGGAACUGACUGUGUCAUGCUCAGUGGUGAGAGUGCUGCUGGAGCCUACCCCGAGGUGGCUGUGAAGAUCAUGGCUCGUAUCUGCAUCGAGGCAGAGUCUUCCCUGGACCACGAGGCAGUUUUCAAGGCCAUGAUCAGGUCCGCGCCUCUUCCAAUGAGCCCUCUGGAGUCUCUUGCAUCAUCUGCUGUGCGAACUGCCAACAAGGCCAAGGCCGCACUGAUCGUCGUCUUGACUCGCGGUGGCACCACGGCCAAACUGGUCGCCAAGUACCGCCCCAGGGUUCCCAUCCUCUCUGUUGUGGUACCCGUGCUAACGACGGAUUCUUUCGACUGGACCAUCAGCUCCGAGGGCCCAGCUAGGCACAGCCUGAUCUAUAGAGGCCUCAUUCCCCUCCUCGCUGAGGGCUCCGCGAAGGCUACGGAUUCAGAGUCAACCGAGGUGAUCCUGGAGGCUGCGCUCAAGUCGGCCGUGCAGAAGCAACUUUGCAAGCCUGGUGAUGCCAUUGUGGCUCUCCAUCGUAUCGGCGUCGCCUCCGUCAUCAAGAUCUGCAUCGUGAAGUGAUCACCGUGACUUGACUCCUAAGUCCCAGGGGGGUGGUUCUCACCGCUGGGACCUAUGAAACAACUUUUCUGCCUCCUUUUUAACUGCAUUUUUCGGAGACAGAUAAUUACUGUAUGUUGUAAGCCCGCUUCUGUUGUUUGCAGCUGCAAGAUGUCUUUUUUUUUGUUUACAUAGUUUUUGAGCUGGUAAAUGAGGAGGGAGAGGACUCCAUUGAUGUUAGUGGUAAUAAGAUUUGUAUCUACGGAGUUCAGUUAAAAGGCUUU